This is a messenger RNA of Anguilla anguilla (European eel), 2868 nucleotides long. Its product is annotated as rab-3A-interacting protein-like. Gene Ontology annotation, biological process: exocytosis. The coding region runs from base 903 to 2144 and encodes 413 amino acids. Gene Ontology annotation, molecular function: guanyl-nucleotide exchange factor activity. NCBI's taxonomy places the organism in Eukaryota, Metazoa, Chordata, Actinopteri, Anguilliformes, Anguillidae. The transcript is spliced from 11 exons. Gene Ontology annotation, cellular component: Golgi to plasma membrane transport vesicle. The record is from RefSeq and is a predicted model, not a curated record.
AGUGUUCCAUGCGAGGGAGGAGAAAUCUGCCGUCCCUGCCCUCGCAGUAUGCCUGGGAGGAGCCGUUCCCCCUCCGCAGACUGAGAACAGCCACUGCUGCGGCGCUCCUGAACGCACACUCUCUUAGCGCUCGUCUGUGUGGCCUGUGUAAAACCCUUUUAAAGAGUACAGUGUCUCAUAAUGUUUUUUUUCUUCUUCUCUUUUUCAGCAUUCAGUUCUAGAACUCCCGUUGCUUUCAGUCGCCGGCGGUGAUUGUGACAUCAGCAUUAGAAUGUUCAGUUAGGAACAUUCUAAUCGCGCAUUUGUGACCUCACACCUUAAAGGGUUAAAGAGGCUGCAGAGAGGGCGGGGCCUCAGACUGUUUAUUGCCCGUGAGCUCUGGUGGGUGGGUGUGCACACUAAUCAGUAUGUGCCCCGGGGCAGUUUGAUGUCAGGUUCUGUUACCCCCUCCCUUUUUUUAUAUCUCUCUUUUCUUUCUGUGUGGAGAUGGGAGGCGGUGCCUUGCUAAGGCUCGUCUCAGAUGCUCAGAAGCAGUCGUGGAAGCCGUCUUGUCUUCAUGGUUCCAGUCGCGUUAGGAGUUCCUCACUCGCUCGUGUGGUUUAAGUUGGAACAGCUGUCUGGAAGACGCUAGCGAGUUUUGACAGGUCUGGGGGCUAAAGAUAUUUUUGUUAUUGUUUCUUACCCUCGUCGUACACAUGGAGCUGAUUUUCACAGAACUUUGACAGCAUAGAAGGGACUGCAUCCGUGAGGUGAUACGGUGGCUUGCAGGCAAGAGAAAUGUGAAAGCCACCUAAAUCUUUCGCUGAGUCUUGGAGGCCGGUGCCUCAAGACCCCUUCAGGAUCGCGCUUUCGGGUUGCGUUCCCGUCGCCUCGCUGGACCGACUCUUCCAUCGUUAUGAGACAUGAAUGAUGACCCCAAGGCUAUGGCCAGCGAACCCCUCGAAGGCUUCCACGAAGUGAACUUGGCUUCGCCCACGACCCCCGACCUUCACGGCCUGGUGGAGGCGCACACGCCCAAACGCAGCGCCGCCCCCAGCGCCCUGUACCGCGCGCCCUCCCUCAACUCCGCCCACUGCCGGCCCAACGCCCUGCGCGCCGACCAGCUGCCCACCCAGCCCGUCUACUCCACCCCCAAGCACCUGGGCGCGGAGGAGCCCCACAAUGGGAGCGUGCCGGGGUUGGAGGUCCAUCUCUCCACCUGUGGCUCCGCCCGGCUGGGGGCGGAGUCCUGUAAAGGCGGGGCCCUGUGCGGCGUAGAGGGGGAGGAGCCAGUGGGCCUGGGCAGCGACCUGAGAAGUCCCUCGGUGACGGAGCUGAGGGAGAAGGGGUACGAGCGGCUGAAGGAGGAGCUGGCCAAAGCUCAGAGGGAGGCCCACAGGAUGGUGCGGGAGGCCAGUCUGAAGCAGGCCACCGCUGAGAAGCAGCUGAAGGAGGCCCUGGGGAAGAUUGACGUGCUCCAGGCGGAGGUGGCCGCCCUGAAGAAGCUGGUGCUCUGCACCUCGCCCACCUCGCCCUGCCGGGACCCGCCCCUGGGCCCCAAGGCCCCCUUUAAGAAGAGCCACGCCCGCAACAAGAGCACCAGCAGCGCCGCGGCGGGGGGCCUGCAGGAGCUCAGUGUCACUCAGCCCGUGGGCCGGGACUGCAAAGAGGUGGACCCGCUGCUGCUUAGUGAGUUUAAGGCCUGGAGGGAGGACCCCACACUGGAGAGGAGCUGCUCUUUCCUGGAACGGAUUUACAGAGAGGAUAUAUACCCCUGCCUCACCUUCUCCAAGAGCGAGCUGGGGUCGGCCAUCCUGGACGCGGUGGAGAGGAACACGCUGAGCGUGGAGCCCGUGGGGUUCCAGCAGCUGCCCGUGGUCCGGGCGUCCGCCAUGGAGUGCGGGGGACCCAAAAAGUGUGCCCUCAGUGGCCAGUCUAAAACCUGCAAGCACAGAAUCAAGUUGGGCGACUCCAGCAGCUACUACUACGUGUCUCCCUUCUGCCGGUACCGGAUAACUUCAGUCUGCAACUUCUUCACCUACAUCCGCUACAUUCACCAAGGGCUGGUCAAGCAGCAGGAUGCGGAGAAGAUGUUCUGGGAGGUCAUGCAGCUGCGGAAGGAGAUGUCAUUCGCCAAGCUGGGCUACUACAAGGAGGAGCUGUGAUCCUGUAGGCGGGAAGAAGGCAUGCCAUCUGCUCUCAUUGGACAGGGAGACCAGACGGACAGGGGAGUGCUCCAAUCACCACGGCCCCCACAGGCAGGCAGGCCCCGCCUCCCUGCCCUCCUCUCCUUUCAUUUCACUUUGCAGGCCACGCCCACCUUAAAACUCGAUAUAUUUUCAGUUGCAGGCCCCGCCUAUUUCCAGUGUCCUACACUAAGGCCUUGACCAAAUCAACACACUUGCCUACUAUUGAGUGUACAACUUGUAUCUGACUUGUAUACUCAGUAGUAGGCAAGUGCGCUCACUUAGACACGGCCUAUGUUUUAAUCAGGAAGAGGAGAAAGCACGAACCAGCCGGUUUUGAAAAAAACUGAGAACGAGUUCUUGUGAUGAGAAAAGGUUUGAUGAUGUUUCUGCUUGCAUUCCUUUUGGGGACUUCGAAGAAAUGGUGCAUUUGGGGAAAAAUGAGAAAUGGAAAAAAAAAAUAGUGGAAUGCUGUAAUUUCAAACCAUACACCAAUAAACUGUUUCUGGCUCUAGUUCCUAAACUCAAACUGUACUUAGCCGUAUGUGGCAGUGAAGUGGUGUGUCGUAUGUAUGAUCUGUGCUGUGUGUAUGUUUGAUCUCUGUACAUCUGUUUUUAUUUCUGCACUCCAGUCUUAUGAAGCUUCCCACUCUUUAUUUUAGUGCCUUUCUGGACUAUACUAAAUAAAACUGUAUACCUCUGG